CAGGUCAUUGGCAACACAGCAGCCUGGCUCUGAGGGGGUUAAAUUUAUGGUGUUUUCCUCCCUCCUAGGCUAUUUGCAGCAAACAGAGUCUCAGUGGAAGGUCUGAGCUGAACAAGUGUUUGCUUCUGUGGGACUGGCCAGGGUGGAUUUGGAGUUGCUCUACACUCACUAACCAGCACCCAGACUUCGCUCCCCACCACCGCUGCCUUCGGAGGAGCAGUAGGGCAGGAGGCUGAGCACAGGCAGGGUUGGACUCAGGAGCCUGGCACCUCCACAUUGCUCCCCCUCUGCCUGCCUUCUGUGUCGGGACCUCGAUGGCUGAUGACAUUGACUGGCUGGACCUGCCGGGCAGGUGGACAUACGGGGUGUGUGGAGACGGGCGAGUCUUCUUCAUCAAUGAUGAGACACAGUCGACCAGCUGGGUGCACCCAGGCACCAGACGCUCCAUCCAAAGCGGGUGUUUUGUCAGUGCAGACUUGCCCAAAGGCUGGGAGAUGGACAGCACACGCCAGGGGGCCAUAUACUUUAUCAACCAUAAUGAAAGACGGACCACGUUUCUGCAUCCAGUGACCACGCAGAUUCCAGAAGAAAACGCACGAUUUGACUUGCAGAAAUCGAACUUGGACAUGUCAAGCAAAGCAGGCGGGAAGCGACCGGCGGCCAUUAACAGCGAAACGACCAACCACGCCAUGGUGUCGGAGGUGCCUCAGGAACGGCCAAAUGGAAGGGCCUCACGCUCCUCCAGGAAGGGGAUUGCCUUUGGGAAACGCUCCAACUCCAUGAAGAGGAAUCCCAACGCUGCGGUGACCAGAAGCGGCUGGCUCUACAAGCAGGCCAGCUCCGGGGUCAAGCAGUGGAACAAACGCUGGUUUGUGCUGGUGGAUCGCUGCCUUUUCUACUACAAAGACGAGAAGGAGGAGAACAUCCUCGGCAGCAUCCCGCUCCUCAGCUUCCGGGUGGCGGCCGUCCAGCCGUCCGACAACAUCAGCCGGAAGCACACCUUUAAGGUGACCGUGUGCUGGGUAGAGGAAGUGCCAGGGGGUAACCAGCAGUGCCUCUCUUCCCAGGCUGAGCACGCAGGCAUCAGGACCUACUUCUUCAGUGCUGAGAACAACGAGGAGCAGGAGGCCUGGAUCCAAGCCAUGGGCGAAGCUGCCCGCGUGCAGAUCCCGCCCGCCCAGAGGCAUGAGAAGACGGACUCUGAGAACAUCCCCCCGGCCAAACACCACCACCACCACCGGCCAGCUGCCCACAGGGAGCACCCCAAAGUGGACCCGGAGGUCAAGACCCGAGGGGAGGGCGAUGGGCGUGGCUCGGAGAAGGUUGAGAGGAAACCGGAGAAGGUGGAGAGCAAGAAGGAGCCAUUGGCCAAAACCAACGGCGUUGCUGGGCAGGAGAUGCCUUCCGAGCCCGGCAGCCCAUAUCCUGAGGGUCCCCGGGCAUCUGCGGGGGUGGAGAGGCCGUCCCAGCCCAAUGGCUGGCAGUACUCAUCCCCCAGCCGCCCCGGCAGCACCGCCUACCCACAGCAGGAUGGGGAGAGCGCAGUGCACCGGCGGGGCUUCGUGCCACGCACCAACCCUGAGAAGAUUGCCCAAAGGAAGAGCUCCAUGACACAGCUGCAGCAGUGGGUGAACCUGCGCAGGGGGACAGUCCCACCGGAAGAGCUGAGGAGCCCCACCAGGUUCUACCCGGUGUCUCGGAGGGUGCCCGACUACUACACCCCUUACUCGCCUCAGUACCCUGAGGAUUACCAGUACUACCCGCCAGGCGUGCGUCCCGACAGCAUCUGCUCCAUGCCGGCGUACGAGCGCGUGAGCCCACAGUGGGCAGUGGAGGACAAGCGCCACUCCUUCCGCAACGGGGGCACCUACCAGCUGCGGGAGUGGAAGGACCGCCCAGGCUGCGGCCGGCAGGACGUCCCUGUUUGGCUCCCUGGCCCAGUGCGGCAGCCUGUGUACUACGACGAGGUGGAUGCAGCCUCAGGCUCCCUGCGAAGGAUGUCCCUGCAGCCCCGCUCCAGGUCUGUCCCCCGUUCACCCAGCCAGGGCUCCUACAACCGGCCUAGGAUGUACUCUCCAGUCAGGUCACCAAGUGCCCGCUUUGAGAGGAUGCCAUCCAGGAGCGAGGAGAUCUAUGCUGACCCCGCAGCCUACAUGAUGAGGCGAUCAGUCAGUUCCCCCAAGUACGAUUAUCUGGGUGACAGGAGGCCUGUCCCUGCAGGAAUGUAUCCCUACAACUACCCGGGUUCUCCUACCGUCCACGAUAAAAUGGAUGAACUGUUAGACCUUCAGUUGCAAAGAAACCUAGACUAUUUGGACCAGCAGAUGAGUGAGAGCGAGACUCUGAUCAGUAUGGUGAACAGAAUGGUGGAGAACUCUUCCCCUAGGGCCCAGCUCUACAUGCAAGUGUCUCCCUUCCCGGAUGCUUACAGAGAGACUCUGCACGCCUACAAGAUAAGCGAGCAAGACACGGAUAAACUCCUGGGGAAACUGUGUGAGCAGAACAAGGUGGUGAGGGAGCAGGAAAGGCUGGUGCAGCAGCUCCGGGCAGAGAAGGAGAGCCUCGAGAGUGCCCUGAUGGGGACUCACCAGGAGCUGGAGAUGUUUGGGAGCCAGCCCGCCUACCCAGAGAAGCUGCUGCACAAAAAGGAAUCCCUCCAGAACCAACUCAUCAACAUCCGGGUGGAGCUGUCCCAGGCCAGCACGGCCUUGGCCAACAGCACCCUAGAGUACGAGAACCUGGAGAGCGAGGUGUCCGCCCUGCAUGACGACCUCUGGGAGCAGCUGAACUUGGACAUCCAGAAUGAAAUGCUCAACCGGCAGAUCCAGAAGGAGAUCUGGCGGAUCCAGGACGUGAUGGAGGGGCUGAGGAAGAACAACCCAUCCCGUGGCACAGACACCGCCAAGCACAGAGUGGCCACGGGUCCGCCGGGAACAUACAGCUCCAACAGCCCUGCCAGCCCUCUGAGCUCCGCCAGCCUCACCAGCCCCCUGAGCCCUUUCUCCCUGGUGUCAGGCUCACAGGGGUCACCCACCAAGCAAGGUGCCGGCGAGCCCAAGUUGAGCUAUGAGCAGAGCAAGAAGGAUGCUCACCGGACGGCUGUCUCCAGCGCACCCAUGGAGGGCCUGCUCCUGCAGACGAGGCAAGAGCAGGAGGCCGAGAAGCAAGCAGCUCUCAACAAAGUUGGCAUCGUUCCCCCGCGGACUAAAUCCCCCACAGAUGAGGACUCAGCACCCACGCUGGGUGUGGUGAGGAGGAGCAGCAGCAGCACGUCCAAUGGGCUGAACUCCCGGGAAAGGCCAAAGAGCGCCGUGUUCGCCAAUGAGACCAAGACGAAGAUGAGCGUGGAGGAGCAGAUUGACCGCAUGAAGCGCCACCAAAGCGGCUCCAUGAAGGAGAAGCGUCGCAGCCUGCAGCUCCCGGCCAGCCAGACACCAGAUGCCCCCAGCACGAAGGCUCCUGCCUCCUACAAAGUGGUGCGCCGACACCGCAGCAUCCACGAGGUAGACAUCUCUGACCUGGAGGCAGCGUUGCGCUCCGAGGACUCGGGCAGGGUCUACGAGACACCGAGGGAGGAGAUCGCCCGGCUGCGCAAGAUGGAGCUGGAGCCGCAGCACUAUGACGUGGACAUAAACAAGGAGCUUUCCACCCCGGACAAGGUGCUCAUCCCAGAACGGUACAUCGAACUGGAACCCGAUGCUCCCCUGAGCCCUGAAGAGAUGAAGGAGAAGCAGAAGAAAGUGGAACGGAUAAAGACGCUCAUUGCCAAAUCCAGCAUGCAGAAUGUGAUUCCUCUGAGUGAGGGAGAGGUGGAUGCACCCCAGGACACAGAGACUCAGCUCCAGGAGCAGGAGAAGAGGAUAGAGAUCUCCUGUGCCCUGGCUGCAGAGGCCUCCCGGCGGGGCCGCAUGCUCUCUGCUCAGUGUGCCACCCCAAGCCCUCCCACCUCCCCAGCUUCCCCGACACCACCGACCAACCCCCUCUCGUCUGAAUCAUCCCGGGUCGCCGACAGCAGCCAUUUUAUGCGUGUCUGAGCCAUGAACACAAGCCCUGGCUGCUGUGAGCGCUGUGAAGUUCCACGGUGCCACGUUUUAAUGCGUAAACACGUGCACCCCACCUCGACCACCAAACCUUUCCUCCGGCCAUCGUACCGGUUCUCCCUGAGCCCCUUCCUCUACCGAAUGCUGAUGUCCAGGACUGAGAAGCUGUGAGCCGGCACCUGCCGCCAAGGAGAGCGUGGAGGAGGGGGCCUUACCUCAGAUCCAGUUCUCCCUGAACACUGGGCCUGUUGCACUGCAGGAAGAAGCACCAUGGGCGGGCAGCCUGCCUGCUGGAGCUGGGUACCAAAGGGCACUGUGUAAGUGGCUGCAGCUGCUGCCAGCCAUUAGAGGGACAGACGUUGCAAGUGGAGCCAGUUGUGUUCUGGGAGAUGCGCCCUCUUUACAGCAGGCGUGGGCUCUGCAUGUGCAGCUGCGUGACCGGGCUGUCAUGCUGAGGAGGUGACACUACCCUGGAGGGCAUGGGGUGCCCCUUCACUUUCCACUCGGAAACCCUCGUCUCCCAAAUUUCCUCCCUGUGAGAAGCUUUGGUGUGGAGACCGAGCCAUCGCUGCAGGUGGAUAGCAUUCCCGUGCUUUGCGGACCUCGGUGCCCCAUCAUUGCUCCAUGUGCUCCCUUCCUGCCCUGCUGCCCUCUCCUGGCAUGGCUUUCACCAUUGCUAGUAGCCACCUUUCUCCGCACUCACGCUCACAAGCAUCCAUGGGAAGGAAGGAAACAGCAGGCAUUCAGGAUGGACAGAUGGAAAUGGCAGCAAAGGAAAUAAAAAGCUCCCAGGCAGAAAACGGGAGUGGUAACGGGGACUACGAGGUGAUGGGGAUAGAGCUGUGUCUGUGAAACGCCAGUACGUCUCUUUCCAGGGUGAAGGGUGGCUUGGAACGGCAAGUCUGUGCAAUGUAUGUGGACAUGUAGCAAGGGAAUAGCGGAAAGAUUGAAGGGGAUUGAUUGAAGGGGCUAGAGCAGCCCGCGUGGCCUUGCUUAGUAGCCAGGCAAAGCCUUGAUGUUUUCUGGGGCCAGCAGAGAUCCUUUUGCAAGUAGAGAUGAGGAGAAAGGGGAGAUGGACUUCAGGAUUAUUUCCUCCCUGAGCAGGUUCUGGCUCAUACCAGCAGGCGCCUCUCACGGAGUUUGUGUUACUGCCGGCAAGGCUCAUUUCUUGCACUUUUUGGGGGAUGGGAGUGGGUGAGGGAGGAACUGGUACCAACACAUACAUGUGUACCUGCCCACGUGCACAUGCACACCACGUAGUAACCUUGGCCUGCUGCAAGAGGCACGUAGCACUAGACUGGGCACACUUUGCUGUAAUGUUGCCACGGCACCUGUCACAUCGGUAUCUGAGUGUCCCAUUUCGUUCCGGAUGGAACCGCUGGGGCAUUUCCUUCUCUGACACCCACGCAUCUCCUGCCCCAGGUUAAAAGAUGUCCUUACUUAGCUGCUGACUUGGCAGGUGGUACGUCAGUGCUGUAGCUGUCUUUUCCCCUCAUUCAGACAGCACUACCUUGCUCCCAAAUGGAGCAGAACCUGAGCUGUGAGGCCUGGAGGGAGCAAACCCUUUAACUUUGAGGUUGCAAGCCAGCAUGAGAUGGAUGGGACUGGGAAGAUGAUUCCUCCUGGAGUCAACUCAUCUCUUCCUAGCCCAUGGCUGAGAUGCUUGCAUCCCUCUGGGAGGCUCUGCUUUUGCAGCUGGGUGGACCCUGGGGGCAAUCCGGCGUGACCAUCCUUACCUGGAGAGCAAUCCUGCACUGGGGAUGGCCUUGGAGGGACUCGAUGGGUCUUUUUUGCCUGUGGCUCCCUGUUGUGUCACGUGUGAAGCAGUACAUGGACACUGCCACCCCUAGCUCCCUGCACUAAGGUGGAUAGACCCCUCACACCUACAGUUAUAGGAGCUCCUCUGCCCUUUUGGAGUGACAGCUCAUGGUGCUGACUCCCUGCUGCGCAUUCCCUGCUCCUAUCAGAACCUAUGGCAUGAGCUCACUCCUCCAGAUGUGACUUCAUUAUUCUCCUAAUAAGUUGAGGAUUAAUCAUUGAUCUGCAGGCAGGGGCCAGGUCAUAGCAGAGACUUACUCAGAGGCUCAUUUCAGUUCAGAUAAAGCAUCUAGGAGGUGGUUGAAACUCAUCUGUGCUACCAAACCAUCGGUGCCCAUAGAACCAGACCUAGCGUCUCACGAGGACACGUGGUCUGAUGCUCGAGCAGCAUUCCCACUGCCAGCGGAAAUCACUUGAAAAGGUCUCUCUAAACGUCAGCUCAGCUUACGCAGUGUUUGGGAGGAUGACAGCUCUUUUUAUGUUUCCAAGCAGACUUUCUUGCCCUUCUCAAACUUAGGGCUGCAUGAACAGAGCAACUCUAUCUGCCGCUUGGAGUGGGCUUUGCAAGGAUUAUGAUCCCAUUUAAGCAUCUCAAUGAGGGGCCAAGGUUUUAAAAGCUCUCAGCACCCAGGAACUCCCACCAUGACAUUGAUAGAUGGAUUUUCUGAGGCCUCUGACAGCCUGGCUGUUUCCUUCCAGGCAUCAAAGGGAGCUGGGCUCUUUUGCAAAAUCCAGGCCUACGUUACACCACGAGAUAGGUCUAGUUUUAUCCCAGCAGCAUUCUUGCUCUCAAAGUCUGGGUAGAAAAGGCAGGUUUUGCCUCGCAGCAUAGAUUUCUAUUCCAGUGAUUUGACAGAUGAUGUUUUAAAAAAUACCCACGUCUGAAAUUGAGGCCUCUGCUUCAACACUGAGAGCAAUCUGGGCUGGAGAUGAUUUGGUUUUCCUGCUUCAGAAUCUCAUUUGUCACGAGAGACACUGCAACAUAUGGCUGGGGUUGCACGCGAAAUGGGCCAGUUUCAGGAUACUCAUCUGAACCGGAAAAGGCCAACGUCAAGGCUGCUUUGGUAACAUAUGUCGAGCCUUUCUCUCAAGAGCUCCGAUUCCUCUCCUCUCAUACACUUUCCAGGGUACUUUAAGUCAAAAGAGCCCUAAACUUAUGAACUGUUAAGUCCUUGAGACUGGAGCUCUGUGUAGAAACUUUCUCUGUUGACCUGAUCACAGCUGGGCACCCGCAACUGAAGUGGAGUCCGUAGGAGACACGGGUGCCAAUGAUCAGCACCGAUUGGGAUGGUGUUUUCUUCCCUCCUACCCCAGCUGUGGAGGGAAAGCGGGCUGGCUGCUCACCAUUCAAGCAGACGCUCCUUCCUGUCUGAGGAGCAGUUGUUCUAGCUUGGCAAGAGGCAGACCUUAAAUGGAGCCUCCUGCCUGGGAGGGACCUUUCUGGCGUCUUCCUGGGGAGAGUUGCUUGUCUCUGUGUCAUCUCCCCAGAUAGUCUAGUCUCUGUUGGUCUUCUGUAAUUUUGGCAAUACGCAUAGCACCCCAGGAAAGAGGAUCCCCCCCACUGCCCUGUUGAAUCAGACCUAGGAAUUUCUUUCCCUCUUCAUUUUAGCAAUACACAGAAACAUCCCAGGGGAAAAAAUAGUUCCGCUCCCCUCCUGGAGUCCCAUACAGCCCCUGUUAGCUCAUAAAGCUGGCCCUUUAUUUUGCUAUACAUGCCUUAAUAUAUGUUUUAUGGAAAUUAUACAUUUAUAUAUAAUAUAUAUAUUUGGUUUGUUUUUUUUCUCUUCUUUUUUGGGCGGUACUGUUUUGUGCUAAUUUUCUUUCUCUUUCAGCGGGGCUGUUCGAGUCGGCCCCGCUACUGAGUUACAAAAAGCAGAUUCUUUUCCAGUUUAUUAGAAAAAAUAUCCUAUUUAAAAAAAUAUAUAUUUUCUGCUUUUAUUAAAAGCAAAUUUAUUUAAAAUAAAGUAUAAAAACUGUAAGUUUGAAGAAACAAUGCAUUUAUUUCCCUGUUGCUAUGACAGUGCUCUGUGCAGGGCCAGAUUCUCAGCAGACGUAAAUCGGUGUAGGGGAUGUUGCAAUCUGAUUGACGAGGGCUGGAAGUCUGGCCACUAGGCGCAGGUUAUGAAGACGUGUAGGAUUGUACCAUAUCGGGCACCACCCAAGGGACCUCGCUGGUACGUGGUAUCAGGAGGAGAUCCUUGCUAUGGAUGUGGGUUUUUUUAAUCUUUAAUUUAAAUGCUCCAUUUGCCCCUCACGUGUAUUCUUGUGAAUGGGUUUUCUGUCAUGAUGUGAAUAGAGCAGCAGCUCUACAGGCUCCUGGACUGCAGUCCCUGGGAUACCACUAGCCCAGCUGCCCCCCUCACCCCCACACUCCCCAAGCAUGUACGCAAGGGUGCAUGCACCUUUUCUUGCUGCAAGCGUAUUCCCAGAGACGAAAGGUGGUGGCUGAACUGAGAGAUGCUGCCAAGCCUGGGAGCUCAGCUGAAGCAGGAGAGCUCCACUGGGGCUGUGUCCAGAGCUGGAUCCAGGACCCCUGAAGUCAGUGGAAAGGCUUCCACUGUCAUGGUUGGUGCCUGAGAUCAUGUUGGCAUUGCCAGGCCAGUGCCAGCCCCACAGUGAGCUUCUCCUUGGCUCUUGGCUCAGUCCCAUCUCCCAUCCUUGAGGGCUUGCUAACUCUAGCAUCAUCCCAGCAGGGGGAAGGGGUCUUGUGCAUUCAGAGGAAGGGGUGGGGGAUGAAGACAAUUCCACUCUUCAGCACCCUUAAAAGGGUUUCCCAUGAAGAGCUCCAAGGUCACGGGGAUAGCACGGGCACCUCCCACUCAAUGAAUGACCAUGUUGAGUCUGUGACCAAUCACUACUAUUGUCACUUUAAGUUUCCAAGGUUACAAGCUGGGAGCUUGCAAUAAAGUGGGUUCCAAUCACCAUAUUGCAGUAUUGUGGAACUGGGGGGGGGUGUUAUUAUUAUUAUUAUUAUUAUUAUUGUUAUUAUUUUAAUGUUUAAUUUUAUUUUGUUUUGGUUUGGUUUUUUUUCAUAACACCAUCAUAUACCAGCAACUCUUGUAAUCGAGAAAAACUAUUUGCAUUGAAAAAAGAAAUCUAUUUAUGCACAUUAAUAUUGGGGGGGGGGAGGGGAAGUGGGCAAAAACUUGAUUUUUGCUAGUGUUAGACAAAUAAAACUCUCCAAGAAACCAUGCAGUGUCAGUGUCUUUCUUUUUGUAUGAAAGCGACCUUAGAUGACAAUGAUUUGAAUGGUAAAUCAAAAAGACUGUGAUCAGACAGCUGUAGCUUUUCAGCGGCUUUAAAUCUUCCAAUCAGAAAAAGGGGAUAUAAUCUUAACCCAUAAUGAAACCUGUGGUAGUUCGCUUAAUUUUCUUUUUAAUUUUCCCGGUGGCAUUUGUUUUAGAUGUAGCUACUAAAUGGUUGAAUCUCACACCAGGGAAAAAAAAUGCAUUUGUACCUUGCAAGUUUGUAUAAAACGAAUAAAUAAAAAUCAAUGGUUUGUUAACAGA
This is a messenger RNA of Alligator mississippiensis (American alligator), 9367 nucleotides long. It is a transcript of the gene PLEKHA6, whose product is annotated as pleckstrin homology domain containing A6. Gene Ontology annotation, molecular function: protein binding. Bases 315 to 4034 code for a protein of 1239 amino acids. NCBI's taxonomy places the organism in Eukaryota, Metazoa, Chordata, Crocodylia, Alligatoridae. The record is from RefSeq and is a predicted model, not a curated record. The transcript has 28 exons.